Molecule: messenger RNA, 4651 nt
Organism: Beta vulgaris subsp. vulgaris (sugar beet)
Lineage: Eukaryota; Viridiplantae; Streptophyta; Magnoliopsida; Caryophyllales; Amaranthaceae
Product: leucine-rich repeat receptor protein kinase MSP1
Exons: 3
Coding region: 565-4389 (1274 amino acids)
Biological process (GO): protein phosphorylation
Molecular function (GO): protein kinase activity; ATP binding; protein binding
Source: RefSeq, a predicted model, not a curated record
GAGGGGUGAAGAAUCAAGAUACCCUAUCCCUCUGCAGAAAUUUUGGAAGUAACCGCUUCUCUCUCUCUUCAGUGAGCUCACGCAUUCUGCGCCACGCCAAACUAGCCCUAGCAACUACUAGUAUGGACCCCUACCUCAAGUACUACUACUACAACUUCUUCUUCUCUAUUUCUCUCUCCACAUCAAUGAAGUUAAAAUUUCUGCAGAAACAUCAAUAUAUCAUCAUCACCAUUUUAACAAACUCUUCACUUUUUCUUUCUUCUCCACUUCAUUUUUCCUUUUUAGUUGAGAUUAUUAUAUAAAAAGAUUCGAUUUACUCCCAGAAAAUCAAAUAAAAAAGCAUUCAACUCUUAUUCAACGAAUUCAAAGCUGCAUUGUACGGAAACACAUACACAUAACACACCACUACUUUCUCUCUCCUCUUCUUUUUUUAACAUUUUCACGCUUUUCUUCUGGAUUAACCUAACUCAGUGAUGCAAUGAGGAGGAAGUGAUUGUAUGCAAUAAGGUUCAGUAUAUACAUCACUGUUAAGUGAAAAUUGAAAAGGGAUGCAAAUUUGUUCUUAUGAGAUUGUAUAGAAUGAAGAUUCUGCGUUUAACUUGUCUUGUGUUGGGUGUGCUGUGUGCUUCCUUGGCCAGUGCUUCCAGUGAAUUGGAGAUAGUCACUGCUUUAAGGAAGAGUUUAAUCCAGAGAAAAGAUAUGAUUCCCAGCUGGUUUUACCCGGAGACACCUGUUUGUAACUGGACAGGCGUGGAGUGUACAGGUUUGGAAGUUGUUAGGCUUAAUCUGCCUUGUAAAUCUUCUUCACUAGACUUACCUUUUCCUAGUAGCAUAGGAGAAUUAAAGCACCUGAAGUAUCUUAAUCUCAGUAAGUGUGGGCUCACGGGUGUCGUGCCUGAAAACAUCUGGAGUCUUGAGGAACUUGAGGUCCUGGACCUGAGUGGCAAUGAGCUGUCUGGAACCCUACCUUCAACUGUGUCCAAUCUGAAAAAUCUCAGGAAAUUUGUGCUGGAUGGUAACGCAUUUUCUGGUCGCUUGCCUUCGACUAUUGGCCUUCUAACGGAACUUGUAGAGCUUUCACUUCAUGCGAAUUAUUUCUCUGGAAAUCUUCCGCCAGAACUCGGAAUUCUCUCAAAAUUGGAGUCGCUUGAUCUUGGUGCAAACUCUUUUUCUGGUGUGCUCCCUUCAAGUUUGGGCGGCCUUACUAGUCUCUCGUACUUUGAUGCUAGUCACAACAGAUUUACUGGUCCUAUCUUUCCUGGGUUCGGAAAUCUAAAGGGCCUCAUAAGGAUUGAUUUCUCAGUGAACUCCAUAACUGGAUCCAUACCAGCAGAUAUAGGGAAUUUGAUGAAUCUAACUUCAAUCGAUCUGGCAGACAACAGCAUCAGUGGAGCUAUACCAUCAUCUAUCAGCAAUCUCAGGGCACUUCAGGAGCUCAAUGUCCAGAACUGCAGGCUUACAGGUGCUAUUCCGGAAGAAUUGGCUGAGCUAUCCCAUUUGAUGUAUUUGAACAUAGGACAUAACUCUUUCAUGGGAGAACUGCCAGCAAGCUUUGGAAAAUUGACCAGUUUAGUGUACCUUCUAGCUGGAAAUGCUGGGUUGAGUGGGAGCAUACCUGGACAGCUGGGUAACUGCAAGAGGCUGAAGACUUUACACCUUUCCUUCAACUCUUUUUCUGGUCCUCUAGCGGAUGGACUUGCUGGGAUGGAAUCGAUUGAAUCUCUGAUGCUUGAUUCCAACCACUUGUCAGGGAUGAUCCCUAGUUGGAUAUCCAACUGGAAGCAAGUGGCAUCUAUCAUGAUAGCAGAGAACCUCUUCACAGGGUCUAUACCACCACUCGAUCUGCCGAAUUUAAGGUGGCUUGACAUGAAUUCUAACAUGCUUUCUGGUGAAUUGUCUACAGAAAUAUGCAAUGCGCUGUCUCUAAAUUUUUUGUCAUUGUCAAACAAUAACUUCACUGGAAGCAUUGAAGAUACCUUCAGAAACUGUCACAAUCUGACUAAUUUGAUAUUGACGGGAAACAGUCUUUCUGGUGAAUUGCCUGAUUACUUGGGUGAUCUUCCUCUUUACACCGUGGAUUUUUCGAAGAACAAAUUUCUCGGAAAGAUCCCUGAUCAGCUAUGGGAGUCCAAAACUCUGAAGGAAAUUUCUCUCGGUAGUAAUCUGCUUACUGGAAAGAUUUCUCCAGCUCUUGCUAAGGUUCAGACGUUACAGAGACUGGAAUUAGAUAAUAAUUUCUUUGAAGGGGCCAUCCCAGCUUCUGUUGGAGAACUGAGGAACCUCACUAAUCUCUCUCUGCAUGGUAAUAAAUUAACCGGAGAGAUUCCUAUGGAACUUUUUAACUGCACAGGCCUUGUAUCCUUGGAUCUUGGUUCAAACAGCUUUACAGGUCAUAUUCCAAAGUCCAUUUCAAGAUUGAAAUUGCUGGAUAAUUUGGUAUUAGCGUGGAAUAACUUCUCUGGUCUCAUUCCUGAAGAGAUAUGCUCUGGUUUCCAAAAGGUGCCCUUGCCAGAUUCCGAGUUCAUUCAGCAUUAUGGCUUGCUUGAUCUCUCCUACAACAAGUUUGAGGGUCCAAUUCCUGCAUCAAUUGGCCAGUGCUUUGUAAUAACAGAGCUAUUAUUACACAAUAAUGAACUGAAUGGCAGCAUUCCAUCUGAACUAUCUGGCCUUUCCCACUUGAGCUUGGUAAAUUUGUCUUCCAAUCAUUUAACUGGUCCGGUCAUACCCAAAACUUUCACAUUGAAGAAUCUUCAGGGCCUUAUCCUUUCCCACAACAAGCUUACUGGUUCUAUUCCAGAUAACUUGGCCUCAUUGAUGCCUAGCUUAACUGAGCUGGAUUUUUCAUGGAACCUUCUCAGUGGCUCAUUGCCACCAUCUGUCUUCAGUAUCGAAAGCCUGACCUACCUGGAUAUCAGUGCAAAUUCCCUUUCCGGAACCAUCCCUUGCCACUUUGCACCUACCAGUUCACUUGUUCACCUAAAUGCUAGCAAUAACCAUUUUUCUGGCCCCUUAUGUGACUCCCUUGCAAACUUAACCACCCUCUCCUUUUUAGACCUUCACGCCAAUUCUUUGACAGGAAGCCUUCCAACCUCUAUAUCAAACCUUGCUGCCUUGACAUACCUAGAUCUUUCUGGUAAUAAUUUUGAAAACUAUGUUCCAUGCAAUAUCUGUGACAUUGAAGGCCUUUCCUUCAUCAAUCUGUCCGCCAACAGAUUCCUGGGACCUGUGCCUGAUUCCUGCACUCAGCAUAACCAGCCAUGCUUAGCCUCUGUCCCUCCGCGAACAGCUUCCCGAGCUCCUGUGUGGGGUGCAAUGAUUGGGGUCAUUAUUGUGCUUCUUGUUCUAAUAAUCUGUGCGGGUAGGCACUGGAUAUUGAAGCACGAAGGGGAACUUCUUGACAGGAGAAACAAUGGGUUUGUAACAACAGUUGAGCUGUCUGAUGAGCCUAUGUGCAAGAAGUCUAAGGAACCGUUAAGCAUUAACGUUGCUACAUUCGAGCAUUCUCUCACCCGUUUGAGCCUCACAGAAAUUUUAUCCGCCACUGAUAACUUCAGCAAGACGUAUAUAAUUGGAGAUGGUGGAUUCGGUACAGUUUACAAAGCAUCCCUUCCAGAGGGGCGGAUCAUAGCUGUGAAGCGGCUUAAUGGAGGCCACUUCCAUGGUGAUAGAGAAUUUCUAGCUGAGUUGGAGACUGUUGGAAAAGUUCGUCAUGAAAACCUUGUUCCAUUAUCUGGGUAUUGCGUCUUUUCUGAGGAAAGGUUUCUAGUGUAUGAAUACAUGGAGAACGGGAGCCUUGAUGUAUGGUUGAGAAAUCGAGCUGAUGCAGUGGAAGCCCUCAAUUGGCCCACCCGUUUCAAGAUCUGUUUGGGGGCUGCCCGGGGCAUUGCGUUUCUGCAUCAUGGGUUUGUGCCUCAUAUCAUUCACCGGGACAUCAAGUCCAGCAACAUACUACUGGAUCGCAACUUUCAGCCCAAAGUCUCAGACUUUGGGCUCGCCCGAAUAAUCAGUGCUUAUGAGAGCCAUGUCAGCACCGUCCUUGCUGGUACAUUCGGGUAUAUACCUCCGGAGUAUGGACAGUCUAUGGUGGCGACAACAAAAGGUGAUAUAUACAGCUUUGGUGUGGUGAUGCUGGAGCUGGUUACUGGCAGGGCACCAACUGGGCAGGCUGACAUUGAGGGCGGUAACUUGGUAGGUUGGGUUCGUGUGCUGAUGGCUAAUGACAGAGAAGACGAAGUGCUCGAUUCAUAUAUUCCAUCUGUCGCAGUGUGGAGGCAUCAAAUGUUGCAGGUCCUAAAUGUCGCUCGAAUGUGCACCGACGACAAUCCUGCAAAGAGACCCAACAUGCUCGAAGUGGUUAAGCUGUUGAAGGAAAUAAAAAUAGAGAGUUAAGUAGUACUAUAAUCAAGUUCCCAUCUUGUGUAAGUUGGGAAUUGUAAUCUGAAGCAUAGUUCUUUGAUUGAAUGUAGCAUCUGUAAAUAAGUCACAUUAGAGAUCAGAAAAGUUAUUGUGGGUGAUUUGAAUGAAAUUAUGCCCUCAUUCUUGAAAUCACCAUAGUUUGGGGCCUUGGGCCCACUAGAUAGCAUUUUUAAACCGUAAUCUUGACAGUUAGCUGACUUGUUGAUAAGUUCAGCAGAAUUAAAAGCCACCAAAA